Molecule: messenger RNA, 489 nt
Organism: Cooperia oncophora
Lineage: Eukaryota; Metazoa; Nematoda; Chromadorea; Rhabditida; Trichostrongylidae
Source: the annotation of a GenBank genome assembly
AUGCUGACAAUCUUGAAUGAGAUGGAAGCGAAGACGGGUGUUCAGUGCUCUGUAUACUACGUCUUCGAUCUUGAAGAUCUCAGUUUCGAUCCCUCACUUCUAGGAAUCCUCAGCGGUCCUUUCCGGGUCUCGUGGCAGUUGAUAGGUCAACAUUAUCGAGAGUUCAUCAAUCGAUUUAUCGUCAUCAAUGCUCCCAGUUACAUUAAUGUGCUUUGGAGCGCUAUUUCGCCAUUUAUACCGGAAGGUGCCAAGAGUCGAAUAGCGAUCACCGGGAAAACUUGGCCAGAAGAGAUAUUGGAGUUGGCCGACCGCGACUGCCUUCCUGAACGAUACGGUGGAGAAGUUCCCGACGAGAAAGUGCUAAGAAAUCCAAAACCUGUACCAAAAAACCUGUACUGGCAGCCAAAACCGGAUUAUCCGGCCGUGGCCACGAUGCAUCGUAUCUCGAUUUCCGACAUCGUGCUACAUUUUUUUAUAGUUUUUCACUGA